This is a messenger RNA of Penaeus vannamei (Pacific white shrimp), 1139 nucleotides long. Lineage: Eukaryota; Metazoa; Arthropoda; Malacostraca; Decapoda; Penaeidae. The record is from RefSeq and is a predicted model, not a curated record.
GUCGUGACGUCACAACCUUCCCUUCUUUUCAUCGGGUAUCACGAUGAGUUCGCUCAAGGUACAGAAGCGCCUUGCGGCGUCAGUCUUAGGAUGCGGCAAGAAGAAGGUCUGGCUCGACCCCAACGAAAUUGGGGAAAUUGGCCAGGCUAACUCUCGCCAGAACAUCCGCAAGCUUGUCCGAGAUGGUCUCAUUAUCAAGAAGCCCAACAAUGUGCACUCGCGAUUCCGUGCCCGUAAGAUGAUGGAGGCACGCAGGAAGGGUCGCCAUAUGGGUUAUGGUAAGAGGAAGGGUACGAAGGAAGCCCGUAUGCCCUCCAAGGUUCUGUGGAUGAGGCGCAUCCGUAUUCUCCGACGCAUGUUGAAGAAGUACCGUGAAAACAAGAAGAUUGACAAGCACCUGUACCACGAGCUGUACUUGAAGGUUAAGGGUAAUGCAUUCAAGAACAAGCGUGUCCUUAUGGAGUACAUCCACAAGAAGAAGGCCGACAAUGCCCGUGCCAAGAUGCUCAGCGACCAGGCCGAGGCCCGCAGGACCCGUGCCAAGGAAGCUCGCAAGCGCAGGGAAGAGCGCCUGGAACAGAGAAGGGCUGAAGCUCUUAAGAUUAAGGACGAGGCCUAAUUGUGUACUUUGCGGAGAAAAAAAUAAUAAAAAAAAGCCAACAAAACCGUUUGCCAUUUUUUAUGAUUGGUUUCAUGAUCCUUGUCCAGUAUGCAUGGAGGGCUAAACCCAUUGUUGAUUCUGACCAUUGUGUGCAUGCUCUUCCUGUCAUGAAUCUUGAAUAUGAGGAAUUGGCCACAAAAAGCAUCCUAAUUUGAAUAAGUGAAAUGCCCAGCUCAAAAGUUACCUGUCCAGUUGUACCACCCUCGCCUUCUCUUAGAUACAACUAAUACAAGUAAAUUUUUUAUGAAAAAGAAUGGAUUUGCACCCAAUAUAUUGAAUUUUAUUUUAAGCUUAUAAAUGUUCAAAAUCCUUCUCUGGGAUCUUUAUUUUUAUAUACUUUAAAAAGAGUAAUAUUGUUAAAUCAGGUGUUCUGAAGACCAUGUAUACUAUUAAUCAAAAUACCCCUUUUGUCAAAUAUGGUUGUGGAUUGUUGACAUACUGGAGAAGCAAGUUAUAAUAAAGCUUGUCCUAGUUUUAA